Aptenodytes forsteri (emperor penguin) is the source of this 2787-nucleotide messenger RNA. It is a transcript of the gene TIMM44, whose product is annotated as translocase of inner mitochondrial membrane 44. Gene Ontology annotation, molecular function: protein-folding chaperone binding. The record is from RefSeq and is a predicted model, not a curated record. Gene Ontology annotation, biological process: protein import into mitochondrial matrix. The coding region runs from base 76 to 1464 and encodes 462 amino acids. Gene Ontology annotation, cellular component: mitochondrial inner membrane. The transcript has 13 exons. NCBI's taxonomy places the organism in Eukaryota, Metazoa, Chordata, Aves, Sphenisciformes, Spheniscidae.
UGUCUCAUCAGUGGCAUAUGGCUUAUAUCCAGAAGAUACCCAGUUCCUGCAGUCCACAGGGGUACGGUGUAUAGAAUGAGCAGGCCUGUUUUAGACAUCCAUCAGUCUAGAUGUUACUCUUCUGGAGGAAGAAAGGGUUUUAUAUCAGGUUUUGUGGAGAACAUCAAACAGGAAUUAGCAAAAAACAAGGAGAUGAAAGAAAGUAUUAAAAAAUUCCGAGAUGAAGCUAAAAAGCUAGAAGAAUCUGAUGCGCUUCGAGAAGCAAGGAGGAAAUAUAAAACCAUUGAAUCUGAAACCGUGAAGACCUCAGAAGUGAUUAAAAAGAAACUUGAAGAAAUAACUGGUACAGUUAAAGAGAGUUUGGAUGAAGUAAGUAAGAGUGAUCUUGGCCGAAAGAUAAAGGAAGGCGUGGAAGAAGCAGCAAAAACAGCAAAGCAGUCUGCGGAGUCUGUGACAAAAGGAGGGGAGAAACUAGGCAAGACAGCAGCCUUCAAAGCUAUUUCUCAGGGAGUGGAAACCGUUAAGAAGGAAAUAGAUGAAAGUGUUUUAGGGCAGACUGGUCCUUACAAACGUCCGGAGCGACUACGAAAAAGAACGGAAUUCUCAGGCGAGAGGAUUAAAGAGGAGCGAAUAUUUGAAGCUAAUGAGGAGGCCAUGGGUGUGGUGCUGCAUAAAGACUCAAAAUGGUAUCAGCAGUGGAAAGAUUUCAAGGACAACAAUGUGGUCUUCAAUAGGUUCUUUGAAAUGAAAAUGAAGUAUGAUGAAAGUGAUAACGCAUUCAUUCGAGCUUCCAGAGCUGUCACAGACAAAGUCACUGACUUAAUAGGUGGAUUGUUCUCGAAGACAGAAAUGUCCGAGGUUUUGACAGAGAUACUCAAAGUGGAUCCAUCCUUUGACAAAGAUCGGUUUUUAAAGCAAUGCGAGUAUGAUAUAAUCCCCAAUGUCUUGGAGGCUAUGAUGUCUGGAGAGCUUGAUAUCCUCAAAGAUUGGUGCUAUGAAGCGACUUACAGUCAGCUUGCUCAUCCCAUCCAGCAAGCCAAAGCCAUGGGUCUCCAGUUCCACUCCAGGAUUCUUGACAUUGACAACAUUGAUCUGGCUAUGGGGAAGAUGAUGGAGCAGGGACCGGUAUUAAUCAUCACUUUUCAGGCUCAGGUCGUGAUGGUAAUUAAGAACCAGAAAGGAGAAGUGGUGGAAGGUGAUCCGAAUGGAUCUGUGACACCGUGCCAGACUUGGGCUCCUGGCAGCCCAGUCUCUGAUGGGCAGUGUCACCUCUCUCCUGGGAGAGGCAGAGACUUUGUCACAGGUAGCUGCAGUGACUCUUCAGGGAGUUGUUUUCAUAAGACCGACAAGGUUCUGCGGAUGCUGUACGUGUGGGCGCUCUGCAGAGACCAGGAUGAACUCAACCCGUACGCUGCGUGGAGGUUAUUGGACAUUUCCUCAUCGAGCACUGAGCAGGUUCUCUGAGAAGAAUCGCAUCCAAGGGCUUCCUUGAAGCGACGCCGUCUCUGAACUUGCGCCAAUCUGCCGUAUGAUGGACUGUGGGGGAAAGAGGCUAGACUGGUUCCUUUUCAGAAGAACAGGCUGUUCGGUGUGCCCUCAUUAUACCAAUCCCUAUAACGAACUGGACGAGUCUGACAUAUCUGCCUUACGCUUUGCUGUGUAGUACUGCACUGUAAGGAUGUAUGGUAGAUUUCAACGUGAAUGGUCUAAGGCACUAGCAGUUGCUGUUGGCUCCUUUUUUAAUUGUGGCUGAAGGAGGCUGGUUUGGGUCCUGUAUGUUUCCCAGCGCUUCCAGUGAUGGACAGAGGUGGGUAUCGGAGGGUGAGGUGUGACAGGUCUAGUUCCCAUCUGCUGUCAUCCUCUGGUGGCCUCAAAGCAUCCCUGAAAAGAUCUUAGAGGUGCUUUUAAGGCACCUCUUAGCUAACAUACAGAGUUGUCUCUUGUACAAAGUUGCACCGAUAAGCCUUCUGUUGCUGCAGUGUCUUGCACUUUACCAAAUCAAAUACAAUCAGGACUUUGCACAUGACUCUCUGUUGGCGUGGAGCGGAGUCAGGGUGGAGGUGUUGGCAUCAUCAGGCAGGUUCUCGAGGCCGGUUGCAGGGGUGGAGUUUGCUGCCAGUGAUAGUAUUUAUAUAUCCACAGCUUUGCAGGGGGAACGUCAUUGUUUCUGGUGUUCUGUUCAUUGUGUCAGCUGGUACCACUAAAGAGCGCACAACUGCAUUUCUCUGCUGGGUUAAUCUGAUGGUGUGGAGGAGACAGGCGGUAACUGGCUGCGGGGAAGCAGGCAGAGCGCUAGAACAGUCGUCAGGGGUAGGGGUGGACAGACUUGCAACAAACGAGUAAAUAAAAUGCAAUAACGGGUAGAACAUCACCUCUUGUAGCUCAGGUAUUUAUUACGUGAGAUGAGAAAAGAGGGUGCAGUUCACACACCUACUGCGUAAAGUGCAUUACGAGCAUGGCUUUCGUCACCAGAUGGGCUUGGGCUUCGGGGGGACGGCACACCUGGCCUGGGGUAGCAAUUGGAAGACGUCGGAGGGUGAGCUGCUGGCACACUUACACAGACUCGAGGUUUUGGGCUUCUGCUGGAGGCUCAGUUUGGGAGCUGUGAUGUGGGUCGAUUCGUCAGCUGCCUCCUCUUAAUGGAAAGUGAGGUUGGGGGACAAAAAAUUGAUCGUGGAAUAGGAAAUCAAAGGACUGAUCUGCUGCUGUGUUCUGCCUGUGCACAAAACAGGGCGAUGCAGGACAGCACUCCCUUGACAUUAUGAUUAAAGAGAAUAAUUCCCAGUU